AAACAAUCAAUACCAUACCAUAUAAAAUAUGUACCACUGUCCUGUUUAAAUAGCGCGACUAAUGUUUAACUACGACACUGUGAACCGCAAAUUUAUAGAACAUUCCUUUUGAACUAUAAACAUCCGGAUUUGUUAUCUACCUAGUGCUUUUCAACAAGAUAUUUUGGUAAUAAUCGCCUUUUUUUUAAUGGAUCAAGUAUGUUACGUAUGGUAUGACCUGAAAACGCCACGUUCGAAUGUCUCACGAGUUAUUGUCAAACCUCAGUUGCAAUGAGGUUUGCUAACUUGUUUGGCCUUACGAUUAUCAACUUGUUUUGGAUAGACUUUCACUAUGCAUAUCCUUCCACUUCCAAAAACAGCAACCCCACCAAUUUUAGGCGUUGGUUAAACCUCUUAAAUAUGGAUAUGUCUAGUAGUGACAAGAAAUUGCUUGCUAACUCGAUUUAUGACAUGUUUAGUUUCGCAUAUGAUAGUUACUUAAAAUAUGGGUUCCCUUAUGAUGAACUAAACCCGAUUGACUGCGUUGGCCGUGGUUAUGAUCACGAAGAUCCUGAUAAUAUAAAUGUGAACGAUGCUCUUGGUGACUAUCUACUUACGCUUAUAGACUGUCUCGAUACAUUGGCAAUCAUGGGCAAAACCGAAGAUUUUAGAAAUGCAGUUAGUUUAGUAAUCAAACACCUUUCGUUUAAUCAAAAGACAAGGGUUCAAGUUUUCGAAGCAACUAUUAGAGUCCUAGGAGGUCUUUUAUCAGCACAUAUAAUCAUUACAGACCCAACUGAGUCAUUUGGCCAUCUGCGACCACCGGGAUAUGAUGAUGAAUUACUGAACCAUGCACAUAAUCUAGCGAACCGGAUGCUGAACGCUCUUUACGACACACCAACUGGGAUACCUUACCCCAGAUUUCACCUAGAUUCUGGCCUGAAAGAUAAUACAACAACUGAAAACUGCCUCGCUGGUGCUGGCUCCUUAUUACUAGAAUUCGGCUCCUUAAGUGCAUUACUCAAUGAUUCUAGUUACGCUUCGAUAGCUCGCCGCAUUGUUUUAAAUCUAUGGAAAAAGCGUUCAAGUGUUUCUGGACUUUUCGGCUCAACAAUCGAUGUGGAUUCAGGUGAAUGGAUAAAUCGAAUGAGUGGUCUCGGUGCUGGACAAGAUUCAUUUUUUGAAUAUUUACAUAAAGCAUAUAUUCUAUUUGGUGAUAAUCAAUUGGGACAAAUGUUCAAUGAGGCAUUAAGUAGUAUUCAACAUCAUUUACGUACUGGUCGACCUCAAUGUUUAUCUGGUAGUGGUUCGCCACCAAUCUAUUGGAAUGUUGAUAUGUCUUCUGGUAAUAAAGUCAAUCAUUGGAUAGAUACAUUACAGUCAGUCUGGUCUGGUGUAUUAGUUCUUCAUGGUGAUCUAAAUGAAGCAAUUUGUCAUCAUGCUGUACAUUAUUUCAUUUGGAAAAUUUAUGGUUUACCUCCAGAACGUUAUAAUAUUAUGACUGAGAAACCCGAACUGUACUUCUAUCCACUUCGUCCGGAAUUUGCUGAGUCGACAUACCUUUUAUAUAGAGCGACGAAACAUCCUUUUUAUUUACAUGUUGGCAAAGAUAUUAUGGAUGGUAUCAAUAAAUAUACUAAGACCGAGUAAGUUUCACAUAUGUGGUUAGUAACUGUUUGUCACAUAAGUUUAACUAUAGGACUUGAGAAAUAGACUAUUGUAAUGAGACUGGAACUGAACUAUAUUAUAUCUUGAUGCCAGAAAGAAGACAAACAUUGCUGAAAGAUAAGGAACUAUUUGUCUGUUAACAAUUAAAAACGUUCUUUUAUCUUACCGAUACACUCAUAUGCGAAUAACAUAUAUUAACUACUUGUCAACAAAAUUCGGACUGAUUCGGUACAAAUGAGAUAUCGUACUCGAUUUUGUAAAACCAUAAGCCACGCUAAAUUAUGCACAUUGAAAUGUUAUACAGAAAUAGUAGUAUCCUCAAGAAAAUAUCACUACUUGAUGUCGCACUUGGCGGCCCCCUUAACACUUAUCUACUCUAAUUUGAUUUUGUAGAGGAUUCUUUCCAAUUCGAAGGACAAAAGAUGACAUUUGGUGUACAAAUUGAGUUGUCAGACACAUGUACGAAUAGCAAACAGACUUGCUAUGGACACUACUAUUUGAUUGCAUCUCCAGUCAUUACUUCAUUGCCUUGUUAAUUAGACCUUUAGCUCAAUGGCUUGUCACCUAAGACAACUGAUAUAACGUUAAGUUAGUGUGAUAAAUAAUUUGACACAAACGGACUAAGUAAGCAAGAAUGAGACACGCCUUAAUCAAUAACUUAGUGUAUUCGACUCAGUAUAGAUUGAUUGACAAAAAAUAUGCAUAGAAUACAACACAAAAAAAUAAGGUACUAUAUAUACAUCAUGUGUGUCAGUCCUACGAUGUGACUAAGGAUAUAGUGAUAUAUUUAUUUGACUAAUAGAAAUACCAUCCGACCAACUCGAAUCUGUUAGGUUCAACGUGUACAUGAGAAAUUAUCUAUCUUAUUUUCGGUUGUUUGUAUAGUAUCCUAGCCCUAACACAAAUGUAAUGAUUAUACUAAUGAGGACAAUGAACUGCUUGUCAUGUGCACUCACCCUAUCUGUUUACGGUUACUUGUAAAUUAUCAGUUCAAUAUUAUCAUGCUACAACAACUUAAUAUUAUACAUCAUAGUUCCAGUCGUUUAUAGAAUAAGCUUAGGUAACUGUUAAAAACUAGGGUGUACUUAACAGCCGUUUUAUUCUAGUAUGAAACUCCUGAUUGGUAGAAGUCUAAAACAUCACCUGCGAUCGAACCCAGGAUAUCCGGGUUGUGGGGUGAGUACUUAACCUUUAAGCAUCCGUGUUGGUGUCCAAUCAUUUACAUUUUAAAUAUCAGUCAAUUCGCAAUAUUGUAGACCAUUCUCUGAUGCCGUUGGUGGAUAAGUAGCUUGCACCCGACAUGGUUGAAUUCUACUUCUCACUCGAAUUUCAAGAAAUCACCUCUUGAAGAUAGUCACUAAUGGAUACAUUAUGUUACUAUUAUAUUAUAAUACUGUAUAAUAAUAUAAUGUGCUUGCUUUGUUUCCCAGAUGUGGAUUUGCAACUAUUCAUAAUGUAAUUGAUAAAUCUAAAGAAGAUCGUAUGGAAAGCUUUUUUCUAAGUGAAACAUUGAAGUACUUAUAUUUGGUGAGUUCAAUAAUACGGCUACUUACUUACGCCUGUUACUCCUCAUGGAGAAGCAUAAGCCGCCCACCAGCACUCUCCAUCCAACCCUGUCCUGGACAAUCCUUUCCAGUUGUUAUUCAUCCUUUUCAUAUCUGCUUCUAUUUCACGACGUAGUGUGUUCUUUGGCCUUCCUCUUUUCCGCUUCCCUUCAGAAUUCCAAGUUAGGGCUUGCCUCGUGAUGCAGUUUGACGAUUUGCGUAGUGUACGUCCUAUCCAUUUCCAUCGUCUUUUCCUAAUUUCUUCUUCAGCUAGAAGUUGGUUUGUUCUCUGCCACAGUAGGCUGUUGUUGAUAGUAUCCGGCCUCAAUAAUACAGUUAUUUAGCUAUAAUUCAUUUAACCUUGAAGUUCUCUUUACUUCAACCUCACAAAUAUUUUGUCCUUAAAAAGAACAUUUCUGUUAGCAUAUGAGUAAAAGAUUUUGUAAAAUGAAGAAAUAUCUGUUUAGUAUUAAAUAGAAAAUAGAUUAGACGUGUGUGUCUUGUUGGGGAAUGGAGGUGGUUACUUCGUGAAGAACAAUUGAAACUGUCCUGUACUUCGUGUCUUGAUAGUGCAGGAAAUAAUUUACUAAGUGCUGCCAUUUUAAAGUAUUGGAUGUUGUCCCUUGAUCAUGUUCAUGCAUGUUUUCUCAGUGACUUUUGUACAUAUUGAAAGACGAUAAAAUAUGUUUGAAAAUGUAUGGCGACCUGCUUAAAUAUCUGGGCUACCUGUUGCUGCCAUCUAGAUGUUUCAACAAGUUAUCUAAUUUUACUUGUUUUAAUAAACCCUUAUGGCUAUUAAUCUCACAACCUAUUCAAGUGCGUUUCUGAAAAGUGUACAACCUUUCGUUGUACAAGAUACAAAAGAUCCAGUCAGAGAUAUCGUGGUUGCUGGCAAUAUACAGCGAAAAGAAUGUACAUUAUUUAGAUGUCGAUUGACUGGAUUGCUAACUUCUAACUGGCGAUCACUCAAUAUUUAUCGUCAGGAUCUACCAAGAAGUAAAAAACGGAAACUUGUUGAAAUACUUUGUGCUGAGAAUUCUAUAUUCUACCAAAAGUAUAAUCUUUAAUAAAGCUAAUAAUAAUAUUGACAGUAAUAAUAUUUCACGGAAAUUUGACUCUAAUUACACAAAAUAAAGAAUUUGUAAGAGUCAUAGUUUUAAAUUUUUAGACCACAGUAUAGUAGGUUCAGACGUUAUAAUAAUUGCAUUCUAUAUAUUCGUUUUCUAAGGUCAUUUUCGAAAAUACAUAACUAAUGACUUACCCAGUCAUCAUUGAAUGGAGUGUGAGUAUACAUAGAGUAGGUCAAGAAUUCACGGUUGGGGCGUAGUACCAGUUCGGCCUAAAUAUAUAUUUUGUAUUGCUUCCAUUUAUUACAUUACUCUUCGGUUUACUAGUUUAUUAAUAUUUUGCCUUGGGUAUCUGGACUCGGGUCAUAACAUAACACACUAUGGAAGAUUUUCAGUUUUUCAAAAAUUAUUUUCAUCUUCUGCAAUACUGUUAUUCUCCUCCAGUAAAUUUGGACUUUUCUAUCUACUGGAAUUUCCCGUAUGAUAAGAUGUCCUUCAUUUUUACGGCAACUGAAAGUGAUACUCCAUGUACUACCGUCGUCGUUGUAAGAUGCUGACCCUGUUUAUGCAUUUAUGCGCGAUUUAUGUUCCGCCUGUUGCCCUUCUAGGAUUGCUGCCGGUCCGGAGCCCGGAUGAAGGAGGAGGCUUGAGGAUGGGUUUCGUAAACAUCCCGUAGAAAACAAAAUUGCUAAAUGAACGCUAACCAGAAAAAUUCAUUUAAACUCUACAAUGGGAGUCAAAGGAUCUUCAUUUAGAAGAGUUAUGACGCCUCAUAAUGGAAGCCCAGAUUUUUCGAAAGUCACGAGGCCGAUGCCCCUUCCAACAACUAGACCAGCAAUUAAUAUAGGUACAUGGAAUGUCGGGACAAUGUGGGAGACCGGGAAGACUAAUCAAAUAGCUACGGAAGUCAGGAGAUACAACUUGAUGGUGUUCAGAAUAAGUGAAACCGAUUGAACCCUAUCUGGACACAAAAGAAUAGAUUCGGAAGAGUUGUUGUUGUACUACGUUCAUGAAGAAGGAAAUACCUCUCACACACAGUGAGUUGCACUGAUGUCCAAAGAGGCACGAUAAGCACUUAAAUAAUUGGAAUCUCAUGAACCCGUAAUCAUCAAAGCAUCUUUCAAAACAAAGAAGGAAGUAAUCGCAAUCAGUGUUUUCAGUGCUAUACACUCACCAAUGAUAUCAAUGACGACAAUUAAGAUCAGUUUCAUGGAAGACUGCUCAGGAAAGGACCUGACCAUCCUGAUGGGAGAUCUAGACGUCAACGUCGGAAUGAACAACACCGGGUAUGAAAUUAUCAUGGGACGACAUGGACUGACUGGGAGAAAGGGACGAGAAUGGUGAGAGACUUGUACACAUUUAUGUGCAUUCAAAAAGAUGAUUAUAGGCAGUACAAUAUUCUCCCACAAACGCAUACACAAAGCUGUAUGGGUCUCACUGGACUGCACUACAGAGAACUAGGUCGAUCAUAUUUACUUCAGUAAAAAAUUCAGAUAGUCAGUGAAUGAUGUGAAAACAAAGGGAGUGGCUGACCUAGCUUCAGAUCACCACCUGGUGGUUGCCAAGACGAAACUGAAGCUAAAGAAGCAAUGAACAACUGGACAAACAGAAUUAAGAAGGUUUAAUUCAGCCUUCCUUCAAGAUACUAACGAACACAACGAAUUCAAUAUAGCUCUGAAUAACAGGUUCCAAGCCUCACAAUAUGUACUGGAAGAAGAAACUACUAUGGAGGACAACUGGAAAGGUAUCAAAGAAGCACUAAUUUCAACGGGUCAGGAGAUGCUGGGGCGCAAGAAGCAUCAUCAUAAGGAAUGGGUCACUAUCGAAACCCCGGGUAUGAUUCAAAGAAGGAAGAACAACAGACUAACAAGAGCAGAGAAAGCCGAGCUUCAGACCGAGUACACAGAAGUAAACAAAAGAGUAAAGAAUAGCAUUAGAGCCAACAAGCGAAAAUAUAUGGAAAAUCUAGAAAUGAUCGCGGAAAAGCUGCGAGAUAAAUCAAUAUGAGACAGCUAUAUGAUGCAACGAAAAGACUGUCAGGAAAAUAUAGUAAAUCAGAGCGGCUAGUGAAAGAUGAAGGAGGCAAGCCAAUCACUGAGAUUGAAGAACAGUGGAACAGGUGAGUAAAACGCUUUGAAGAUCUCUAGAACAGACCAGCCUAUCAGUUUGUGUUCUGUUGUCUCACUUGAUCGAUGGUUGGAAUUCGAUUUAUCAAAAACUAUCUAGAUAGUGAAUUGGUCACAGAAUAAAUAUCCCAAGAAGCCACUCGUUUUCAUCAACACACCACAUAUGCCGAUAACUUAUCAAAUCAUCCUUAUUUACAUAUGAUUAUUUCUGUAGGUUUUUUUCAUUUCGACAUCUCAAUAUAUUUGGGAAGUUAAUGGAAAGAUGGAUCUAGUAACAGAUUGAGAUCUUCAUAUUUGCAUUGAUGUUUUGUUCUUAUUAAGCCCUAAUCAAAUGUAUCUCAUAUUCCACUACCUAUCCAGGGUCUAAAGUAGAAUGAACGUGUAAAUCUAAAUAUUAGAGUCAAGCUAAUUGAAUUCCCACCAAAUGCCUCGGUACGGAUGAGAGUGGGGAGAGUCCGCUCUCCCUCUCGAAAUUCUCUCACAUGGCCACGUGUGUACAGCCACUGACAGGGAAGUCUUAGUCACUGCCUUCUCGCCAACAUUACUGUUGUUUACGAAAUUGAGAGGACGAAAAGCGAGUGUCCGGCGCUUUAACCGGGUCGGUGGAUAUAAAGGAUCCACCUAGGGGAGUUGGGAAACCCUGAUUCUGAACCAGUGGUUCACAUGGGCUCCCGAAUCCUGGGGGAGCAAAUGACGUGUGAACCCGUUGUUGGUUACCGGCUACCAUGGAGCUACAUCUCACGCUGUCUCACUGCCUUAUGGAUUAGACCUUUAGAUCGAAGGCUCCGAGUAUGGCCUCCUAAGGAAUCCACCUGCUUCGGUUCGGGCACCCGGGCAAUAUCACAGCCCUCACACAAAUCAAAUAAGAUUUGUUUGGCGCAUAUGUAUCUAGUGCCCCCUUGUACCAGUAUUUAUGUGUUCAAAUAAAAUAAAAUAAAAAUAACUAAUUGAAUUCAUAAAAAGUUGGCUAAUUCACUUUUAGAUUUUUGCUUGAGAUCAUGAAUUAAUUGAUGUUAGACCACCGUUGGAAACCUGGAAGCACUGGACGGCCGUUUCGUCCUAGUGUGGGACUCCUCAGCAGUGCGCAUCCACGAUCCCGCACCCCGCGGGAUUCGAACCCAGGACCUACUGGCUUCGCGCCUGAGCACUUAACCAUUAGACCACUGAGCCGGCAUCCAAUGGUGUUAGUGUCUAACAUCAACCAAUCCACGAAAUUGCGCGACCACCUUCCAUUGUACUGAGGUAGAUACCUGUCUCUACCCGACACGGAUUAGCUCCACUGGUCACGACUUCUCACUAGAACUCCGAGAAUUCCCUCACGAAGCUAGUCACUAGUGAGCACAUGUUAAUUAUCAGUAUGGGGGUUGUGGAGAUUGUUAAGUUUUUGGUUGAGAUCAUCAUCAACAACACAUUAUGAAUAAACCUUGAAAAAUUAUCAAUCAUUAUCACUGUAAUUACCAUUACAUUUAUUCCUUCAUUUGAUUUUUUUCGUAGUUAUUCGAUGAAUCUAAUCCUGUCAAUGUGAAUGAAUAUGACUAUGUAUUCAGUACUCAAGCACAUUUAUUUCCAAUUAAACGAAUUCAAAAUCUAGUGAAAAAUCUUCAUAUGAAUCCAUUUUCUUUCCUCAAUAACUCUCAGGGUUAUGAAUUUGUGAAAAACAGCUCUUGUCCCAAUAUUAAAUUGACCACUUCUCAAUAUCCAAUGAAUGAUGAUCUUUGGAAAGCAACAGGUAUUUAUGUUAAUGCAAAAUUUGCUUCCUUACCCCAAUAUAAACUGUGAUCUUUAGAUGUAUUCUUUUUUUCUUCUAAUAAUCAUUAUUUUGUUGUUGUUGUUGUUGUUGCUAUGAUUAUUAUUGAUUUAUUGGUGUAUUUUUAACCUUUUCUUUUUACUGGAAACUAAAAACAAACAAAGAAAGUAAAUUAUUACAUUCUUCUAUUGUUACAUCAUUACUAUUUGACCUUAGUAACAAUAAUGAUGAUGAUGAUAAUAAUAAUAAUAAUUAUUAUUAUUAUUAUAAGUGAAUAAUGAGAAUGACCAGCAUAUGUAUCUUAA
Molecule: messenger RNA, 8436 nt
Organism: Schistosoma haematobium
Lineage: Eukaryota; Metazoa; Platyhelminthes; Trematoda; Strigeidida; Schistosomatidae
Product: ER degradation-enhancing alpha-mannosidase-like protein 1, variant 2
Exons: 8
Coding region: 271-1629 (452 amino acids)
Biological process (GO): mannose trimming involved in glycoprotein ERAD pathway; endoplasmic reticulum mannose trimming; carbohydrate metabolic process
Cellular component (GO): endoplasmic reticulum; membrane
Molecular function (GO): calcium ion binding; mannosyl-oligosaccharide 1,2-alpha-mannosidase activity
Source: RefSeq, a predicted model, not a curated record